Messenger RNA from Chinchilla lanigera (long-tailed chinchilla), 1900 nucleotides. RefSeq names its product ZPR1 zinc finger (gene Zpr1). Gene Ontology annotation, molecular function: zinc ion binding. Lineage: Eukaryota; Metazoa; Chordata; Mammalia; Rodentia; Chinchillidae. Gene Ontology annotation, cellular component: cytoplasm; nucleus. The record is from RefSeq and is a predicted model, not a curated record. The transcript is spliced from 14 exons. Bases 64 to 1443 code for a protein of 459 amino acids.
GAAGGGGCGGGACCUCGAGAGCAACGGAAGCCGGAAGUGAAAAUCUGAGCUACGCGUGGGGCGAUGUCAGCUAGUGGGGCUGUGGAGCCCGGGCCCCUGGGGGCUACCGCGGCUCCCUCCCCAGCCCCGGCCCAGCCGCCAGCCACAGGGCACUUGUUCCGGCCCAUCAGCGCCGAGGACGAGGAACAGCAGCCCACCGAGAUCGAGUCGCUGUGUAUGAACUGUUACCGCAAUGGCACGACGCGCCUCCUGCUCACCAAGAUCCCCUUCUUCAGAGAAAUAAUCGUGAGCUCCUUUUCCUGCGAGCACUGUGGCUGGAACAACACGGAGAUCCAAUCGGCAGGCAGGAUCCAGGACCAGGGAGUGCGCUACACUUUGACCGUCAGUAGUGUGGAGGACAUGAACAGAGAAGUGGUGAAGACUGAUUCUGCCACCACAAGGAUCCCUGAGCUGGACUUCGAAAUUCCAGCUUUCAGCCAGAAGGGAGCUUUGACCACUGUUGAAGGAUUGAUCAACCGCACUAUCUCUGGCCUGGAGCAGGACCAGCCCACGCGAAGGGCAAGUGAAGAAGCCGUAGCUGAAAGAAUUGAUGAGUUCAUUGUCAAACUGAAGGAGCUGAAGCAAGUGGCCUCCCCUUUUACCCUGAUCAUCGAUGAUCCCUCGGGGAAUAGCUUUGUAGAAAACCCGCAUGCUCCCCAGAAAGAUGAUUCCCUGGUGAUCACACACUACCGCCGGACCCUACAGCAGAAUGAGACGCUGGGGCUCCAAGCCGAAGGACCAGAAGAAAAGCUGGAAGAAGAAGAUCUCAGAAAUGAAGUGCUCCAGUUCAACACAAACUGCCCGGAAUGCAAUGCCCCAGCUCAGACCAACAUGAAGCUAGUACAAAUCCCCCACUUUAAGGAGGUUAUCAUCAUGGCCACCAUCUGUGAGAACUGUGGUCAUCGGACCAAUGAGGUGAAAUCUGGAGGAGCAGUGGAGCCCUUGGGUACCAGGAUCACCCUCCACAUCACAGAUCUGUCAGACAUGACCAGAGACCUCCUCAAGUCUGAAACAUGUAGUGUGGAAAUCCCAGAGCUGGAAUUUGAGCUGGGAAUGGCUGUCCUUGGGGGCAAGUUCACUACCUUGGAAGGGCUGCUGAAAGAUAUCCGGGAACUGGUGACCAAGAACCCUUUCACACUGGGUGACAGUUCCAGUUCUGGCCAGUCGGAGAAAUUGCAGGAGUUUAGCCAGAAGUUGGACCAGAUCAUUGAGGGCGGCAUGAAGGUCCACUUUAUUAUGAACGACCCAGCAGGAAACAGUUACUUGCAGAACGUGUAUGCACCUGAAGAUGAUCCGGAGAUGAAGGUGGAGCAUUACAGGCGCACCUUUGACCAGAACGAGGAGCUAGGACUCAAUGACAUGAAGACGGAGGGCUAUGAGGCAGGCCUGUCCCCACAGCGGUAGUGGUGGGCUGCUGACAGCCAGUUCCAGUGCUGCUCCUACACAGGACUAUUUAUUACUGUUGGAAUAAAGCUGGGAGUGUCCUCCCUCCCCCUCCCCCAUGGUGGGAACCCCUGGCUGGUGUCGGAGAUCUAGGAAGACUUCCUAAACAGCUUGCGAUGCAAGUGCAAGCCUGUUGUGUUACUUGACCUUAUUUUGGAGGUUUUGAAUUGAUCUGGGAAGAAACCCAGAAAUGAAAUAGAGCAUGUCGUCAUCACUUUGUUCCUAUCUCUUCACCUUCCCUCCAUGGUGUUCUGUCUUCUAGGGUUGGAACUCUGAAGUUGGCAAAGAUGAAAAGCAACUAAAGGUGGGGUUUGGGAGUUGGUUUGGGGCAUAUAAAGUCCUGGCUUUUCAAAGGAAUUCUGAGGGGAGAAGUCCGCACAGGUGAAGAAGUUAUUAAAAUGUUGGGUUUCAAACAACA